This is a messenger RNA of Acanthisitta chloris (rifleman), 1512 nucleotides long. It is a transcript of the gene TSEN2, whose product is annotated as TSEN2 tRNA splicing endonuclease subunit. Lineage: Eukaryota; Metazoa; Chordata; Aves; Passeriformes; Acanthisittidae. Gene Ontology annotation, biological process: tRNA splicing, via endonucleolytic cleavage and ligation; tRNA-type intron splice site recognition and cleavage. Gene Ontology annotation, cellular component: tRNA-intron endonuclease complex. The record is from RefSeq and is a predicted model, not a curated record. The transcript has 11 exons. Gene Ontology annotation, molecular function: nucleic acid binding; tRNA-intron lyase activity.
AUGGCAGAAGCAGUUUUUCACCCCCCAAGAAGGAAAAGAAGAGUUUUUGAGUCGUACGAUUCUCCCUUUCCUGUGGAUAUAGGUGGGAAGGAUUUCAGGAUAUGCCAGGCUGAAAUCAUUAACAACCAUGUGGUUGUGACGAACCCUGAAGAUAUUGAACAGCUCUAUAACAAGGGCUAUUUUGGGAAAGGAAUCCUUUCAAGGAGUCGACCUGAGUUCAGCAUUUCAGAUCCUCUGCUGGUCGCUAAGUGGCAAGGUGUUAACACGAACAUGCCUAUAAUUACCUCUAAAAAGUGAGUACGUCGUGUGGAGUGGGCUAGAAGCGUUUUGCUAGAGCGAGGCCUGGAUGACUGCUCAGUUACCAAAAUUCUUGACAAUUACACUAAACCUCUUGAGCUGCCACUUUCCAGAGAGGAUGGAGCUGAGCAAACUGCUAAUGGUUGCAACAGAAUGGGCCUAAAUGCAGAAAAUACAGAACUUUCCAGGCAGUCUUCUGCAGAUCCUGGCAGUGUGGGGGCCUUAGGUCGUGAGGAUCAGCAUGGAGGCUCCAAGAAAGCCUGUUUGGAGGGAGAUCCUGCAGCCACAUGUGGCUCUAAGGAACAGGAACAAGGUGGCUCGAAGCUGGCUGAGGUGUCCUGCCAGAAGUUUGGUUCUCCUGAGCAUGGUGGCUCUGAGGAGAAGCAGAGCACCGAGCAAAGAUCUUGUGAGGGGAUUGAGCCAAAAGAAUGUGAUCCAGAAUAUGUGUUGGUGCAAGAGGAAGAAGAAGGAAACUUAUGUCCUGAAGAUGACUCUGCAUGUGCACAAGGAAGUCUCGUCAAGAAGGAGAAACUAGUAUGCAGAAAAAAUCCAUUUAGGAUCUUUGAAUAUUUACAACUCAGCCUGGAAGAGGCUUUUUUCUUGGUGUAUGCUCUGGGAUGUUUAAGUAUUUAUUAUGGUGAGGAGCCCCUGAGUAUUGUGAAGCUGUGGGAAGUGUUCAGCGAGGUGAAGCCUGAUUUCAGAACCACCUACAUGGCCUAUCACUACUUCCGCAGCAAGGGUUGGGUGCCCAAGGUUGGACUCAAGUAUGGGACAGAUCUCUUGCUGUACAGAAAAGGCCCUCCUUUCUAUCAUGCCAGUUACUCUGUCAUUGUUGAAUUAGUGGAUGAUAAUUUUGAAGGUUCUCUGCGCAGACCACUCAGCUGGAUGUCCCUGUCUGGGUUGAACAGAACAACUGCUAAUGCUUCUAAAGAGCUUAUGCUCUGCUAUUUGAUUAGACCUUCUGACAUGACUGCAGAAGAGAUGUCAAGCCCAGAGUGUAUGAAGAGAAUCAAGGUUCAGGAACUGAUUGUAAAUCGUUGGGUUUCUUCCCGUGAACGCAGUGAGCAAGAUGAAUUUUAACUGACUGCAUAGGAAAAACUGAUGUUUUUAAGAGCACUUCUUGUUGGAUUUUUAUCUAAUCUCCUGAUAAACCAUAGCCCCAGGACAGUUUCUAUCAACAUUUCAGUUGGUAUGUAGAAAUGCAAUUUCAAAUGA